UCUUACUGUUCCCUGCAGGGCUUCCCUCUGCACGACGUGGAGACGCACGACUGUGAGGCUCUCGAGGGCUCAACUUGGACCACGAUGGGGCUGGGUUGCAGCCCCCUAACGGGGCUCUCAUCUGGGGUGGUGGCCGGGGGUCACCCUCCACGCUGCCUGUGUCUCGGAGCCCCCCCACCUCUCCCCUGUCGAACGAGGCCCUCCCCAGGGCCUGGAGCCCGCCAUGAACGGCCUGUCGGUAACUGAGCUCUGCUGCCUCUUCUGCUGCCCGCCCUGCCCCGGCCGAAUUGCUGCCAAGCUCGCCUUUCUGCCACCAGAGCCCACCUACUCACUGGUGCCUGAGCCAGAGCCAGGGCCUGGCGGGGCUGGGGCAGCUCCCUCAGGGACCCUGAGGGCUUCUGCUGGCACCCCUGGGCGCUGGAAGCUCCAUCUUAUGGAGCGCGCUGACUUCCAGUAUGGCCAACGUGAGCUGGACGCCAUUGAGGUCUUCCUGACCAAGAGUAGCCGUGGCAACCGUGUGGCCUGCAUGUAUGUGCGCUGUGUGCCCGGUGCCAGGUAUACGGUUCUCUUUUCGCACGGCAAUGCAGUGGACCUGGGCCAGAUGAGCAGCUUCUACAUCGGUCUGGGCACACGCAUCAACUGCAACAUCUUCUCCUAUGACUACUCUGGCUACGGAGUGAGCUCGGGCCGGCCCUCGGAGAAGAACCUCUAUGCUGACAUCGAUGCUGCCUGGCAGGCCCUGCGCACCAGGUAUGGCAUCAGCCCAGACAGCAUUGUCCUGUAUGGGCAGAGCAUCGGCACGGUGCCCACGGUGGACCUGGCUUCGCGCUAUGAGUGCGCUGCGGUGGUGCUACACUCCCCGCUCACCUCGGGCAUGCGUGUCGCCUUCCCGGACACCAAGAAGACCUACUGCUUUGAUGCGUUCCCCAACAUCGAGAAGGUGUCCAAGAUCACGUCACCGGUGCUUAUCAUCCACGGCACGGAGGAUGAGGUGAUCGACUUCUCGCAUGGCCUGGCGCUCUACGAGCGCUGCCCCAAGGCCGUGGAGCCGCUGUGGGUGGAGGGCGCAGGCCACAACGACAUCGAGCUCUACAGUCAGUAUCUGGAGCGCCUGCGCCGCUUCAUAUCCCAGGAGCUGCCCAGCCAGCGUGCCUAGCAGUGGCCUGUGCCUCCAGGCCAAGCCAAGCAGCACCAAGCCGGGACCUCAGCAAUAAAGUGGCUGCUGGACCUCGCCCCGCCCGGGGACUGCAUGUGAACCCCUGGUCGACCCAGGCAGCCCCUGUCCAGGGUCCGUGGACUUUGUAUAGGUGAUGGAGCGCUACACUCCUUUCCUUUUGGAAGCUAAAAGAAGGAAAAACGUGAAAAAAAUUAAAGAUUUAAAAUUUUA
This is a messenger RNA of Condylura cristata (star-nosed mole), 1387 nucleotides long. RefSeq names its product abhydrolase domain containing 17A (gene ABHD17A). NCBI's taxonomy places the organism in Eukaryota, Metazoa, Chordata, Mammalia, Eulipotyphla, Talpidae. The transcript is spliced from 4 exons. Gene Ontology annotation, molecular function: palmitoyl-(protein) hydrolase activity. Gene Ontology annotation, biological process: protein depalmitoylation. The coding region runs from base 224 to 1156 and encodes 310 amino acids. Gene Ontology annotation, cellular component: plasma membrane; endosome membrane. The record is from RefSeq and is a predicted model, not a curated record.